Messenger RNA from Corylus avellana, 2931 nucleotides. RefSeq names its product Endosomal targeting BRO1-like domain-containing protein. Gene Ontology annotation, molecular function: protein binding. The record is from RefSeq and is a predicted model, not a curated record. Gene Ontology annotation, cellular component: endosome. Gene Ontology annotation, biological process: protein transport to vacuole involved in ubiquitin-dependent protein catabolic process via the multivesicular body sorting pathway. NCBI's taxonomy places the organism in Eukaryota, Viridiplantae, Streptophyta, Magnoliopsida, Fagales, Betulaceae.
UCUCAUAUAUUGACUAACCGAUCACAUUUCCAUUCUUCAACCCAAAAUUCCAAUUCCAACCCAUUUCGACCGCCAUGGCCGGCUCGGCACCGUCGUCGUCGACCACCAACAUAAUGCUCGCGAUCCUGGAGAAGAAGACCACCUCCGUCGACCUAUUUCGCCCGCUCCGCAACUUUAUCGCCUUCAACUACUCGGAGCGCGAGGCCCAGAACCUCGACGACGACCUCCAAACCCUCAAGCAGCUCCGCUCCGACGUCGAGCGCCAAUCCGACCCCACCCCCACCGCCCGACGCGACCUCCUCCAGAGCUACUUCAAGGCGCUCUGCCUCGUGGAGACCCGCUUCCCAAUCUCCCCGGACAAGGACCACAUCAACACCGUCACUUUCACCUGGCAUGACGCCUUCAAGCACAAGCAGAAGGCCUCCCAGCAGAACAUUCACCUCGAGAAGGCCGCCGUGCUCUUCAAUCUGGGCGCCGUGUACAGCCAGAUCGGGCUCUCGUACGACCGGGCCACGGUCGAAGGGCGGAGGCUGGCUUCGCACGCGUUUAUUGGGGCGGCGGGGGCGUUUGCGUUCUUGAGAGAUAACGCGGCGACCAAGGCGUCGAUUGGGAGCUCGACGACCGUGGACAUCUCCGUGGAGUGCGCCGGGAUGCUCGAGCGGCUCAUGCUGGCGCAGGCGCAGGAGUGCGUCUUCGAGAACACCAUCGCCAAAGGGAGCACCCCGGGGGUCUGCGCCAAGAUCUCCAGGCAGGUUGGGAUGUACUAUGAAGAAGCUUUGGCGGCCCUGAAUGUUGCACCUCUGAACCAGCAUUUCGACAAGGCCUGGAUAUCCCAUGUGCAACUAAAGGCGGCUCUGUUUUAUGCUGAAGCUUCCUAUAGGUACGGUUUAGAGCUGCAUGAGAAAGAAGAGAUUGCAGAGGAAAUUGCACGGUUGAGGAGUGGGGUUAGUGCUUUAACCGAGGUAAAGAAAUCCUCAAAGGGUGCUGCAGCGCAACUUCUAGAUGCAAUUAACAAGUUAGAGGCCAAUCUUAACCGGAACCUAGAGAGGGCCAUGAAGGAGAAUGAUAGAGUUUACCUCAUGAGGGUUCCUUCCCCGAGUUCCUUACCACCUCUUCCAGCAUUCUCAAUGGUUAAGCCGAUGGCAAUGAAUGAGGUAUUGGAUGCGAGCAAGGAGAAGAUGUUUGCAAGCCUUGUUCCAGACAGCAGUGCCAAGGCUCUUUCCAGGUACACGGAGAUGGUGGAUGACAUUAUCAGAACGCAAGCUGAAAAAUUGCAACAAGCCAGUGAGUUGACCCGAGUAAGGCUCAAGGAGAUGGACCUACCGGAAUCUAUUCUUGCCUUAGAAGGGAAUUUUACUCUCCCAACAGGUCUUAAAGAAGAUGUGGAGGCGGUACAGAUAAGUGGGGCCCCAGCUGGAUUGGAAGCAGAGUUACAGCAACUUAUGGAUUUGAGGAGGGUGAACCAGGAGAUGCUGAUCCAGAUAGAGGAGCUCUUGCAGAAAGAGGCAAGAGAAGACGCUCAAUUUAGAAGCCAAUUUGGAACACGGUGGACUAGACCUCAGUCCAGCACUCUAACAAAGAACUUACAGGAUAGGUUGAAUAGAUUUGCAGCUAACUUGAAGCAAGCUGCAGACAGUGAUGGCCGGAUUGAGCGUUCAGUGAGGGAACAUUCAGCAUUCAUGUCAAUCCUUGAUCGCCGUCCGAUUGAAUCCGUCCUCCCAUCUUUAGCAAGGCCAAUAAUGUCUCUGGAUGCCAAUGAAGAUGCGAUUGUGGGUGUCCUGAAGCAGAGCUUGAGGCAAUUGGAAACUCUUGGUGCACAGCGGGCUGGUCUUGAAGACAUGCUUAAAGAGAUGAAAAGGAAGGAUGAUAUACUACCAAAGCUGAUGACAUCAACUGGCUCCUAUGAGGAUCUUUUCAGGAAGGAGAUAUCAAAGUAUGAUCACAUUAGUGAAGAAAUUGCCCAAAAUAUGGAGGCACAAGAACAAUUGUUGUUGCAAAUCCAGGCUCAAAAUGAUGAGUUUUCGGCCAUCUUUAAUCUUGAGGACUAUAAAGCAUCUCGCGAGAAAUGUUAUAAGCAGAUUCAAGCUGCCAUAGCUAAGUUUCGGGAGAUCAAGGAUAACAUCAAUGAGGGAUUGAAGUUCUAUGUUACUCUUCAGGAUGCAAUCACAAAUGUAAAGCAGCAGUGCAGUGAUUUUGUCAUGACUAGAAACAUCCAGUGUCGGGAAAUGAUGGAAGAUGUGCAAAGACAAAUGGCGGGCCUCAAUUUCCAGGAUGGUAAAAACACAGGUGCAUACAACAGCAACUACCCUCCAGGAGGACAUCAGACUCAGAGAUCCAAUUCACAGCAGCAAGCAGAUCCUCGUUCACAAACACCUUAUUACCAGCCACGUGAUCAGCCACCAAUGGCAGGCUACGCUCAUCCUCCUCCCUCGUAUAGCUCCCCACAGUCGUUCCCGUCUCCUUACCAUGUUCCAGCUACUUCAGCUGCUCCAUAUCCACCUCCUCAGGCCCAACAGCAGCAACCUGCUAGCCACGAGUAUGGCCAACCUGCUUAUCCGGGGUGGCGAGGCCCAUACUACAAUGCCCACGCACAACAACCUGGAUCUCUUCCUCGCCCCCCUUAUACCGUUCCAGGUCCAUAUCCUCCUCACCAAAGUGGUGGUUACUAUAAGCAACAAUAGUGUACUGUGUAUCAUCUUAUCCUCUUUGGCUGUAAAAUUUGAUUGCUUGUGAUAUGUGUUACCCGUUGCUUUGUUCCAUCGUGGGUUUACUGGAUUGAAUUUAGAUAAAUCUCGUUCAUGAUCGAAUAGCUUAUUCAUCUUGAUAAUCCCUCUGUUGGUCUGCAUAAUGUGCUUCGUAUAUACAAGGAUUUUUCUAUGUAUAGCGACUAAAGAAUGUUGAGAUUUAUUAAAUGAUACUAAUAAUUUGAUA